GCACCUCUACAUCAUACUAAAGGUUAAUUUAAAGGUGAACAACCCCUUUCAAGGUUCUGCCACUAAUUCUACUUUGUAUCUUUGUGCAGCAGAAGAAACAUAAGAGACCUUCAGUGAUUGGUCCUUUUGUAUUCGUGAUGCUGAUGCUGAUUGGGCUACUCCCUUGUUGUGAGACCACAUCAGCUGUGAAACGCAUCACGUUAUUCAGGCACAAAAUCGCACUUAAGGCUGGUACUCGGAGUCUACUUCCCUGCAUGUUCUACUCCGACAGUGCACUUAAUCCAGCCGAACUUGAAUUAGAAUGGGGGAAGGUUCCUGUAGGUGGAGGGAAGUACACCACUUUAAUCCACCUUAACAGCAGCAGUGUUAAGACCUUCCAUGAGAACAGUGAGAAAUACCAGCUCUUUGUCUCUCUGGUGCCAAGUGGGAACUGUACUCUGAUUAUCAAUCCCACAGAAGACACGGACAGUGGAACAUAUGAAUUCUGGAUGUCGGUGAAUAAGGAACUGUAUGAACCCUCUUCCAAGAUCAAAGUUGACAUUUUAGAUGAAAAGAAAACUUCUUCUCAAUCACGGGCAUUUUGGUCCAAGAAAACUACAACCGCUCCAACUAUUACAACUACUAAAACCACUCCAAUGACUAAAACCACUAGAACAACUACAACUACUAGAACUACUACCACCACUCCAACUAGUAGAACUACUGUAAGAACCAGCACAAAGCCGCCAGCUACAGACAGCAGUGAUAACACCAUGAGCGCGGUACCUGUAGCGCUGCUCAUUGUCCUACCAGCGCUUGUGCCAGCCAUAGUCAUUUUAGGACUUGUAAGUUAUCUGUAUUGCAAAUUGAAGUUUAAACGUGAAUCUGUGGAUGUAGAAAACCCACAAGUGAGCACCCCAGCAACAGAGUCUCAGAGUGCAACAACUCUUGAAGUUGAGGAGGAAAUUGAUGAAGAGGAAACUAGUAAAGAGGAAACUAGUGAAGAAGAGGAAACUAGUAAAGAGGAAACUAGUGAAGAAGAGGAAACUAGUGAAGAAGAGGAAACUAGUGAAGAAGAGGGAACUAAUGAGGAUGGCAAUGAGAAGUGAUCUCUUAAAGAGAAGCCAAGUGAAGACAAUGAAAAAGAAUAUGAAUUGUUGUCUCCAGAACCAGGAGUGGAAUAACGGGGUACCAUGCCCACAUCGGUUCAUCUGGUGAUGUAGAGAAGCCUGCUCCAGUGAACUGACAGCGUAUGGGCAUGGUACCUACAUUGUACAGGCCACAAAGGGUGGCAAAUGUGUAGGACCGCAUCAUAAGAAAGAAGGGAGCUGCACAGAAUUGGGGGAGAUUUAAAUCGCUGUCAAAUCUUCCUACCAAAUGCGGCUCCCUUUGGUGCGGGGGUGGGUUAGGGGCAUACGUGUACGUAUAGAUACUUGUGUAGAUCUUCAUAGCACUAUAGUGGUGCUAGAGCUGUAUCUAUUUAAAUGAAAAUAAAAAAAUAAAAUGUAAAAAAUAAAACUUUUGCCCCUGUCAUUUAAAGGUUUUUUUUUUAGUGGACGCUGAGAUGUGUUCAAUAAU
Xenopus tropicalis (tropical clawed frog) is the source of this 1557-nucleotide messenger RNA. Its product is annotated as cell wall protein DAN4-like. The transcript has 5 exons. The record is from RefSeq and is a predicted model, not a curated record. The coding region runs from base 138 to 1088 and encodes 316 amino acids. NCBI's taxonomy places the organism in Eukaryota, Metazoa, Chordata, Amphibia, Anura, Pipidae.